AUGCGCAGCAUUAUUGCUGUACUACCGCUCUGGGCAUCUGUGCUCGGCGCCGCUAUCGAGCAUAAGAACGCUGCUACGCUCUCGUUGGAAGUUUUGACCAAACAUGUGAUGACAUGGCAAGUAGGCUGGUACCCCAAUCCCGGCGCAACCUCGCCAGACGACGGGGCACUGUGGAUGGGCGACGUCGAUGAGGGACGCGGCAAAGCCAUGUUGCUCGAAUCGAAACCGGCUUCUGGUGGGGCUACUGACAGUACGUGGUUUAUCGAGAGCAAGACGAUCGAUGGCAGGCCUUUUGCUCUGGGUCUGAUGGUGCGAGACGUCCAAAAGAGACUUGCCCAAGAGAACGUUAUCGCCAUCCAUCUCGAAGGACAGGAUAUCGAUGUCAGAGAUACUUCGUUAUAUGUGCUCAAAUUCAACGGCCACCAGAUCCUGCCACCCCUCGGGAGCAGAUGA
Molecule: messenger RNA, 453 nt
Organism: Mixia osmundae IAM 14324
Lineage: Eukaryota; Fungi; Basidiomycota; Mixiomycetes; Mixiales; Mixiaceae
Exons: 3
Coding region: 1-453 (150 amino acids)
Source: RefSeq, a predicted model, not a curated record